Molecule: messenger RNA, 486 nt
Organism: Haemonchus placei
Lineage: Eukaryota; Metazoa; Nematoda; Chromadorea; Rhabditida; Trichostrongylidae
Source: the annotation of a GenBank genome assembly
AUGCAAACCAACAGGAUAAGAUCUGGGUGUACGUCGUUCAGCGCGAUCCCUCCCAACCUCGUCCACGCUCAAUGUAAAAGCCAAAUAAACGAUGUAGACAAGGGAAAUACAACCAGGUCCACAAUUCGGCAUUUAAUAGUGAAUAGCUGCGUAAUUGAUCGGCCUGUUAUUGAAUUGUUCUUGGCGUAUCGUAAGCGAGGUUUACAAUUUCAGGCAGCUUCACCGUUCCUUCUUCUGCACCUACCAUUCUACGUCUCUAUACUUGGACCAUUAUUCGAAGCUCGGACGGGGGAAGCGUCAAACUAUUUCCCAUUUCUUUUUGCAUGGUGUCCAGCUAUUAAUCCAAUUUUAACGCUCUGUAUUGUUACUGACUUCAGACAAUUUGUUGUUUCAGUAUUAAAAAGAAAAUGGCUGAAAACCCCGUCAGCUACAGUUUUACGCUCAAACAUUCAUUUUGGAGCAGGUGCUAGAAGGAUUAUUAGUUAG